GCCUGAAAGACGCGACGCGCUAGUUUUGCAGCUUCUGUGGAUGGAAGCGUCAUCAUCGCACGCGCGCAGGUCAGGUUUCACUGGAUGAACUUCGGCUCCUCGCGCAGACAGGCCCACGGUAACGACAAUGGCGAAUGGAAAAAUCACUCACCUUUCCCGUUUCCUCUAAAUAUCACCGCUGAAAACACGCUGCUCUGGGCGUGACGCUGGAAACAUGCGUAUUUAUACCCUGUGAAUAAUAUUAGUUUGUUGGUGGUGAAGCGCGCGCGUCACGGCAGCUUUAAUAAUAAAGGAUUGAAGAUGGCGGAGUUUUCUCCGGUGCUGCCUCCGCUGCGGGACGAUGGAGGAGGCGGACGGUACGGACAGCCGCUGUUCCCGAGAUCCCGGUGCGGUUCGGAGUCGGACAGUGAAUUGUUUCAGAGUUUGGCCCGCACAAAGACGCGCUCGUACGGCAGCACCGCGAGCGUCACUGCGCCGUUAGGAGAGAGAUACAUAGAACACCGGGUAACGGACGGGGACACACUGCAGGGUAUAGCGCUCAAAUAUGGUGUUACGAUGGAGCAAAUUAAAAGAGUCAAUAAACUGUUCAGCAAUGACUGCAUAUUCCUGCGAAACACACUUAAUAUUCCUGUUAAGUCAGAAAAACGCUUUAACGGACUGUCUCUGGAGUCGCCUGACAGCGAGGGAAGCACGCCGCAGGAGUCACUGUGCGUGAGUCAGGACGUGGACGCUCCAUCACCCCCACCAGAACCGGCCGGCCCGGAGCCCAACACCCGACCUGUGCAGGCAGAAGAGCUGUCAGCUAAAGACUACCUACAUCGGCUGGACUUACAAAUCAAACAGUCCAAACAAGCCGCCCGCAAACUGAAAGAGGAUGGUGAGAGAGAGGAAGAUGACCCAGCAAACUCAACAUCAUCAUAUCAGGAGAUCUGAUGGACUCUUCAUCUGUUUACCAGCAGCGCUGACAAUGUUUGUUUGUUUGUUUUUUUACUCUACCGUUACCCAAACUGUAACACCGGACCAUAUGCCAUACUCUUUGUGCUGAAGGUCCAUCAUUGCCUUCUUCAGCAGUAUUAUAGUGAUUUUAUUUCUGAUUUUUAUCAUCAAUGCUCCAUUUCACAUAACCGUAAAGAAGCUACAGCUGAGUUUGUCUUCUUUAGGAAGAGCAAUAGCAGUCCACAAACUUAUGAUAACCACUGCUCAUAUGAAACACUGUAUCUGCAGUCUGUCCAGUAACGUAACUUAUCAGAUAAAACAUCACAGAUUCUGUGUGGCUGCCUGCUGAUUUUAAUUUAACAUUUUUGUUUGUUUUGUUUGCUUAUAAAAGCUUUAUGUGUGGGGUUGAAAGGGAUAAAUAAUGCUGUUUUGGUGUGAAUGUUGUGUUUUUGUGUGUUGGGGUUUAAUAAAAAUAUUUUACUGUGCAGUUUGAUUUGGAUUAUGCAGAAUAAAUGCUUCUGUGAACUGAGAGUUUCUUGUUUCCUGGAUUAUAGAUCUGCAACAAAGUUUUGGGUUAUUAUAAGAUGGAUCUCACCAUAGAAGCUUUAACUUACUCUUGAGGCAGUAGAGAUAAUAAACUCUUGGCAAAAAAAAGUUAGUUACAACUUUGCAUUUUAGCUGUAUUGCUAAAUAUUUAGUUCUGUGUAUAGACAUUACAUUACAUUUACAUUUAUGCAUUUAGCAGACACUUUUAUCCAAAAGCAGUGUAUUGAGUGCACAGUGCAUUCAGGCUAACAUUUUUUUUUUUUUUAACCUAACAAGACUGUUGACAGGAUAUACAGACAUCUGUUUACAUUCACCUGACAAUAAUUCUGUUUAAUGAGUGAUGCUAUACACUGACAAGACUUAACGUUUUCUAUACCUCAAGUGAUUUUCACAAAAUUUGCAUUAUUAUAUACACAUCAGAUUGCAGGGACAAGGCACAAUAUGUCAAACUGCAUGUUGAAUAUAAAAUAUAUAUAAAAUGGAGCAAACGCUCUUGUGAAUGAUUGUUAAUUGAUUAUCAGAGCCUGAUUGCUUUUAGCUUCUAAUGUAGUGGCCUGAGAGAUCAUAAAUGUGACGAUUGAUAUGCAAUCAUUAGCCAUAAAUGAAACUACUAACCUGAAAAGACCUGUAACAUAUUUGUGUAUUCACAUAAUGAAAUCAGUUUUGAGAGACAAAUUUAACCACAAAAUUUCUUUCUUUCUUUCUUUCUUUCUUUCUUUCUUUCUUUCUUUCUUUCUUUCUUUUUCUUUCUUUUAGCAUUAAAUUUGUAUAUAGGAUCAAAACCUUUAAAAAAAAUGACAACCACAGAAGUAAAGUAAUUAAAGAAAGGCAAUGUUUAAUAGAUUUUUGGAAAAUCACGAUAUUUACAUUUAAAAAUACUUGAUUUUUGAGAAUCUAUAGCAUGUGGAAUAUACAGAGUCAAAUAGUGGAGAAACAAAACCAAGAAACCCAAAAUUAAGAUAGAGAAGGGAGAUAUAAAGAUUAUAGACUGCCCCCUAUAGACUGGGAGACAAAACAACAACAGAGGAGGAAAGCAAUUCACUGACAGUUGAACUGAUUUUUUUUUUCUUUUCUUUUUUUUUUUUUUUUUUUUGGUUGG
Cyprinus carpio (common carp) is the source of this 2581-nucleotide messenger RNA. Its product is annotated as lysM and putative peptidoglycan-binding domain-containing protein 2-like. The record is from RefSeq and is a predicted model, not a curated record. NCBI's taxonomy places the organism in Eukaryota, Metazoa, Chordata, Actinopteri, Cypriniformes, Cyprinidae.